GGAUAUCACCAUUAACAGCCCCAUUUAUUUUUUAUUUUCUUAACAGCCCCAUUAACCAUCCAAACCUUGGCCGCGGUGGUCACGGUGUCACUGUCUUAGUAGGUACCAGUACCACUACUAGAGACGCUCAGAUUGCCCCACUAGCUAGAGAGCCCUCCAUAGAAAAAUGUGGCGAGGAGAAGAAGGCAACGAGGCCGAAGAGGUACCAGCUUUGGCUGAGGAGGAGAACGGCCCAGAUGAAGUUGAUCGGGAUAAUGCGGAACAGAUGGGGCCGUCAGAGCGGAUACCCCUACAGGGACCCCCAUUUAGAAUGGAUGAUCCAGCUCGAAUGCAGCUCACAAAUCAAGAGCGCCAAUGGGCACUGAGUAUCAAAGCAGCAAUUGAAGCUGACAAUCAGAUUGAUCCAAUAUCCGACUUUAUGUGUGUACACCUGGCCAUUUUCUUUCAGGGAGGCAUCGAAGCUGCUGUGGAGAGGGCUCUUCGCCUGCAGACAUUCCGACAGGAAUAUGAUAUUUUGGACACUCUGACUGAUAGUCGGAGGGCACUGCCAAAGCAUAUCAAGCUAUUCCCAAAACACUACUUGGCCUACAAUUUCAACAAGGAAGAUGGCAACUACUAUCUGGUGGCAGAUGUCACACAAUUUUCCAUGGACAAGAUGACUCGAACAGAAAUGUUCACUGCUUUCAAUGCUGGUGAAUACUAUUUGUUUCAUGCCAUGAGUGCUGAUUUUGAAUUGAUACGAAAGGGAGCUAUUUUGCUUGCCGAGUGCGAAGGUUAUAGCUGGACCCAACACAUGGAUGUCCGAAUGAUUCAGAAAGUAUGGCUGGAGCUGGCAUGGACAUAUCCUUUGCAGUAUCAAAAAGCCAAACAUUACAAUACGGGGGUCAUGUUCAAUGUGUUUUUGAGUCUGGUAAAGAAAAUUUUGCCAGCUCAGAUUGGGAGCAAAUUGGAAACGGGGUUUCGAUGUGAGCACCGGCUGGACACAAUCUACUUGGUUCCAACUGUAGAAGCUGCAAAUCAGAGAUGGCUUCACAAUUUAGAUCUUGUAUUACAGCGGCGAUACGAGUUGGAAAAAUCUUUCUCACUCUCUGAUAAAGCAACUGUAAAUAGCUGAGUAACUAUCUACCUACCAUACUGGCUCG
Messenger RNA from Seminavis robusta, 1142 nucleotides. The record is from the annotation of a GenBank genome assembly. Lineage: Eukaryota; Bacillariophyta; Bacillariophyceae; Naviculales; Naviculaceae.